AUGAGUCCUAUGCAGAAAGCCUCUAACCGUGACACAGUCUUCCCAGGGAGCGGCGGCGAUUAUCUGGCGAACAUCCAAAGACCCAACAACUCUAAUCUCCCAGAGAGUCAGGUAGAGAGCUCUACUAGACACUCUCGCGUUCUUGUGAAGAGUACGACGAAGUCGGGUCUGCGCGACCUUUAUCUUCCGUCGAAAUACAAGACUCAAGGAGUUAAUUGGAGAGAAGAUUCCCCUUGGUUAUUCUACGAAGGAGCUUACCGUAUUGAGCUAGGUGGUUCCGUCGCCGUUGUUCUCAGAUCAGACACAGGAGAGCAGUUCACCCUCAGCAGCGCCUCUAUCACCGAGGAACAGAUAAAACGCCUUUGCGAGCUGAAACAUAAAAACUUGGUCCAGACUUAUGAGGUAUUUAGUUAUGAAGGUGUAUACUACACCGUAUCCAAUCACGAGGCCAUCUCUCUAAACCACUUUAUUGCGUGCGACAAAUCACUCAACGAGGCACAGCUCGCCUCAAUAUUCGCUCAGUCCCUCGAAGGCAUCGCAUAUCUCGCUACUCACGGUCUUCGGCACUCUGAGAUCAUAUGCUCCAAUAUCCUAGUGUCGCUAGAAGGAGUUGUGAAAAUUGUCAAUAUUGGAGCGAACGAGACCGGGGACGGGGUCGACCAGCGCUGCAAAGUAGCAGAAGCGCAGGCAUUGCCAAUGAAGCGACAGGCGGGUGCAGGGCAGCUGAUUGUUCAGUCGAAGCCAAUCUUCAUGGAUAUUUUCGGUGAUAACAGCGACGACCAGGACUACGCGUUGGCGACUCACAGACAACAGGUUGCAGUCCAACGAGUUCUCAGUCAAAGAGAUGGUGAUAACUAUGGGAUCCUUGGAAAAGACGUUCACCCGUAUUUUAACCCAGAUGACAAGGCCCCUGACGCAUACCGACGUGUCGUAAGGGCGGCUAAAGCGUUGGGGGUGUCAAGUGCGAAUAUCAAGGGAAUGAAGAAAUACAACGAGGAUGAGGACGAGUACAGAACACUUCACGAAGGCGUCUGGAUCGAUUAG
Messenger RNA from Fonsecaea nubica, 1044 nucleotides. RefSeq lists its product as hypothetical. The record is from RefSeq and is a predicted model, not a curated record. Gene Ontology annotation, cellular component: cytoplasm. The transcript is spliced from 5 exons. NCBI's taxonomy places the organism in Eukaryota, Fungi, Ascomycota, Eurotiomycetes, Chaetothyriales, Herpotrichiellaceae. Gene Ontology annotation, biological process: protein phosphorylation. The coding region runs from base 1 to 1044 and encodes 347 amino acids. Gene Ontology annotation, molecular function: protein serine/threonine kinase activity; ATP binding.